AUGUCGCUGCUUGAAUGUUGCCCGCCCAAGGGGUUGCCCCUGCCCGGUGUGACAGACUGCACACAUGCUGCCACCUUUGGGAAGGACAAUACACCAGGCGAUUACUUACUGGACGAAAGAGUCUAUCCACGCUCCUGGACUCUCAAGGAAGCAGCUGCUAAAGGUUUGUUGAUUGAGGACAGCAAUUACGUCCCCAUGGGACCGCAGGGCGUCUUCGACGUGUUUGCCGCCAUUGCAAAAACUGUGCACGUGCUGCAUGAACGACACUGGUUGCUACGAGACCUCAGAGCAUCUUACAUCCUACUCACCAGAGACAAGUACAAGGUUAGCUUUUGCCGCAUUGGACGCAUGCUCCAUCUUCCAUCGUCAGAGAUGUCUUUUGUUCAAGAACCUUUUGAGGACAGCAAGCGAUGGCUAGCACCGGAAGUACUGACGUCAGGCAAGUACACGACUGCUAAUGACAUCUUCAUGCUGGGAACUGUCUUCUGGGAGACGUUCAGGGCAAGGGAGGUAGCUCGUAAACAUCCAUCAGCAUUCGAUCUGCAGACGUCCAGUCUGGUGAAGGCAGGUACCCCACUACCUCAGCCCACCCAUUGUCCUGACUGGCUGUACGAUGUCAUCCUGCAAUGUCGAAUUUGUGAACCCAGCGAGCGACCGUCUGCGUUGCAAGUUCUCCAAACUCUGGAAAAGUUUAUGAAGAAGGAAGACCUGGAGAGACGAUCCCUGUAUGGCAAUGAAUACUCACAAAAUAUCUCGUUUAUGUCUCAUCCCUUCAGCACGAAAGGUCCAGGAUACCGGGAAUGCACCAUCAGCAAACCAUCAUCUAUCUUUGCCUCUCCCGUUCCAUAG
This is a messenger RNA of Pomacea canaliculata, 849 nucleotides long. Its product is annotated as fibroblast growth factor receptor 4-like. Gene Ontology annotation, molecular function: transmembrane receptor protein tyrosine kinase activity; ATP binding. Gene Ontology annotation, cellular component: signaling receptor complex. The record is from RefSeq and is a predicted model, not a curated record. Gene Ontology annotation, biological process: protein phosphorylation; cell surface receptor protein tyrosine kinase signaling pathway; multicellular organism development. The coding region runs from base 1 to 849 and encodes 282 amino acids. The transcript is spliced from 6 exons. NCBI's taxonomy places the organism in Eukaryota, Metazoa, Mollusca, Gastropoda, Architaenioglossa, Ampullariidae.